Cydia amplana is the source of this 1131-nucleotide messenger RNA. Its product is annotated as methylthioribose-1-phosphate isomerase. Bases 21 to 1073 code for a protein of 350 amino acids. The record is from RefSeq and is a predicted model, not a curated record. NCBI's taxonomy places the organism in Eukaryota, Metazoa, Arthropoda, Insecta, Lepidoptera, Tortricidae. Gene Ontology annotation, molecular function: S-methyl-5-thioribose-1-phosphate isomerase activity. The transcript is spliced from 7 exons.
AUAUUCAUUUUUAUAAAAGAAUGAGUUUGGAAUCUGUUAAAUAUGAAAGGGGAAAGCUGGAAGUUUUGGACCAACUACUAUUACCCCUGCAGACGAGAUAUAUAAAAGUACAAGGUGUGGAAGAUGGAUGGAGGGUUAUUAAUAAAAUGCAGGUACGUGGUGCACCUGCUAUAGCAAUAGUUGGUUGUCUAUCACUAGCUGUUGAAUUAUUAAAAGACAACAGUUUGGAUAAAAAGAUAAUGCGACAAGAGAUUGAAGGUAAACUAAACUACCUGGUGUCUGCGCGACCAACAGCUGUUAAUAUUAAACUGGCAGCCGAUGAGCUUAUAAAUUUAGCCAAUACUCUGAGUGCCAAUGAAGAUGUUUCGCCUGAGGAAUUUAAAGAGAAAUUCAUCAGCAGUAUAGAAGGUAUGCUUAGUAAAGACAUAGAGGACAACAAGGCCAUAGGCAAAUACGGCUCCGAGGCUAUUUUAAAGAAUAUUGAAGGCGAGGGUUCUGUGCGAGUGCUCACGCAUUGCAACACGGGCUCGCUCGCCACGGCGGGGUACGGCACGGCGCUGGGCGUCAUACGGUCACUUCACGGGUCCAAAAGAUUAGAGCGCGUGUACUGCACUGAAACACGUCCGUACAACCAAGGCGCCCGGCUCACGGCGUACGAGUUGGUUCACGAGAAGAUCCCGUCCACGCUCAUCGUGGACAGCAUGGUGGCCGCGCUGAUGCGCUCCAGGAAAAUCAAUGCGGUCGUUGUUGGGGCUGACAGGGUCGCUGCAAACGGGGACACCGUGAACAAAAUCGGCACGUACCAAAUAGCGAUCCUGGCGAAACACCACGACGUUCCGUUCUACGUGGCGGCGCCGUUCACCUCCGUGGACCUGUCUCUGGCGUCCGGCGAGCGGAUCAAGAUCGAGGAGCGACCGGACAGGGAAAUGACGCACAUUGGAGAGCAUCGGAUCGCUGCGCCAGGUAUCAACUGUUGGAACCCCUCCUUCGACCUCACACCAGCUAACCUUGUUACGGGGAUUAUUACAGAAAAGGGAGUGUUUCCACCUGACAGAAUAAACGAGUAUAAAUAAAUCGCAAUCAAAUCCUUCAUUCAGUGCCUUCAAUUUUACCAAUUGUUUAUUAAGGAUA